Messenger RNA from Tigriopus californicus, 2252 nucleotides. RefSeq lists its product as uncharacterized. NCBI's taxonomy places the organism in Eukaryota, Metazoa, Arthropoda, Copepoda, Harpacticoida, Harpacticidae. The record is from RefSeq and is a predicted model, not a curated record. The transcript is spliced from 6 exons. Bases 101 to 2044 code for a protein of 647 amino acids.
GAGCAAUGGACUGAAAGCAAAUGCUUCCAAAACCAAACUAAUAUUGUCUGGUAAGCAGGAGCGAGCAGAAGCACCUUUAUACAGAAGCAUUGAUGGGAGUAUGGCUAAAGAACAACCGGAAAGCAAGAGAUUUGGUGUUCACGUCCAGAGGGAUCACAUUUGGAACACUCAAAUCCGCACGAUCAAAAUGUGGCUUACUCCUCACCAGAUCAUACUUUUCCUGGUCCUUAUCGACUCGUUUAUAAGCGUAUGUUGUGCCAAAGAACUUAAUCAGAGAUUCUUAUCCGAGACCCUGGAUCACUUUCGAAAAUUUCAUCCAACCAUUGGUCAGCCUUGCACCUUAGUGACUAAUGCAAGAGCAGAGGAUCCCAAUACGUCCAAAAUUAUAAUCGAUUCAAUCCCAACCCAUUUGAACCCAUCAUCGGACCAUGUGAAAAAUACUGCUUGGUGUUUACUGGCCGUUUUUGAUCGCAGUGGGGCCAGAUUUAACCUGACUUUCAAGGCAAUGACGAGGUUAACGGAAAAGGUUACCAAUCAUGCUACUAUUGUUCUUGGUCCCAAACCUCCAAGGAUCGAAUUGGAUACGCUUAGAAGGGAGCUUUUUUGGGCAGAGGAAAUCUCAGAGAACUUUUUUCUGAUUCAUGUGUUUUGCGGUCGUGUCUCAGGGAGCUUUUGGAACUACAACGUUUCGUUUUGGAACCCGAGACUUGGAUUUGGUCAAAGCUUGGAUUUUUUAGGAGCCUGCCCUCCUUCUUUGUGGAACCAAACUCUUGAUGUGGGUCUUGCAGGCAUUAAACCUAUGGUGAUCCCGGGGGAAGAAGGAACUGACCGGGAGAUCCGUGGAACGGACAUUCGACCUUUACAAAUAAUGGCUGAAAUGUACAACAUGGAAUUAAACUUCGUUUUCGGGGACACAGGAUACAUUACACCAGGAUACACCAAUGCCACUGGAUAUUUGGGAGAGCUUUUGCGAGGCGAGAAGGAUGUCGUUUUGCCCAUGGUUUUAAAUGACGCUGGUUAUGCACUUUUCGAUUGCACUCGCUUUACAUUCUUUGUGACCUUACGAUAUGUUACACGUCAUCCGCAGAAAUUGCUUGCAUUUGGAAACUUGGCACGUGGUUUUGAUUCGCUUAGCUGGGUGGCCGUAUUCACCUUUUUGUCCAUGUUCUCGAUGACGUUCGCAGGCAUAUUUUAUGUAUAUAAGUAUCUGUUGAAGGAACCUGAAUUGUACCGAAAUCCGAACUCAGGGAUCGAUUUUGUCCUCAUGACCUUUACCACGUUUGUGGAACCAGAUCCAUUACCAUGGUUCCCCAAAUGGUCAACGGGUCGAUUAGUGGUGUUGUAUUGGUCAUUGUUUGCUUUUCUGGUCGUGAACUUCUACACCUCGAAUUUAAGGACCAACCUAAUUGCUCCAGCUUAUGAAAACAGGAUUGAUACCACUGAGGAUUUUCUAGAAAGUGGCCGUGAAUUAUUCGUUCAUUCAUCCGGCUAUUGGAUGAUAAGGUUGGGAACCGAAGGCAAACUGAAAGAAGUGAUCAAGAUGCUCCGUGACGAGCAAUGGCGCUUCUAUCCAAAUGAGAGAAUGAGCCAAGAUCAGCUGAAUAUUUGGGUUCAAGAGAGAGGUUAUGUGAUUGUGGCUUAUCCCGAAGGAUUAAUGUUGAACUAUUUAUCGAUUCCCGACUACGAAGGACUGCCCCAUCAGACUUACUCCAAAGAGAUCAUCCAUACUAGUUUCAAUGCCAUUCGAUUUCAAAAGUACUCUCCGAUUACCCCGCAUUUGAACCGAAUUUUGACUGCUGCGGACGAAUUUGGACUCUACUAUAAAUUUCUCUAUGAAUAUGUUCCAACUUUGGCGAUGCCUGGACAAUACAUAGCUGGACAAAUUAACGAAUCCGAGUUACGAAUGGAGGUGGACAUGAUCUUGGGCCCUAUAUUCAUCUUAAUCUGUGGCGGCACCCUGGGAACCAUCGCGUUCAUUUUUGAGCUGGUCUUUGCUGCAAGACUCGCAAAAGCUCUGCCGAUCGUCACUGUUCCGACCAAAUAAGAUUAAUUGGGUUAUCAAGAAAAUCGAACAUCAUUCCUCAACAUUUAAAAGUAUGUUUGGAAACGAUGAUGACGUCUCCUUUUAUUGAAACUUAAAGAAAUGUCAAAAAACAGAAUAGUUAAUUGAGGAAAUGUUCAAGACGUCAAACGAUGAAAUCUUACGAGAUAGAGAGAGGGCCCUGCCGCAUGAUUUUUUAAUAAAUGUGGAA